AUGCCACCAAUACCUCAUCCGUCACGGAGUGGUGUGGAAGACUGGGACCUCAUGGAGAGGUUCUGGGAACAGUGGCAUCUUCAAGUACCUCCGCGCGGAGCCCGAGGACCACUACUUCUUGCUGACAGAGCCUCCACUCAACACACACCGGAGAACAGAGAGUACACCGCCGAGAUUAUGUUUGAGAGUUUCAACGUGCCCGGUCUCUAUAUCGCUGUACAGGCGGUACUGGCGCUGGCAGCAUCGUGGACCUCGAGACAGGUGGGAGAGAGAACCCUCACUGGAACUGUCAUUGACUCUGAAGACGGCGUCACUCACAUCAUCCCUGUGGCUGAGGGCUACGUGAUUGGCAGCUGCAUCAAGCACAUCCCAUCGCCGGGCGCGACAUCACCUACUUCAUCCAGCAAGCUGCUCGCAGAUAGAGUCUGGGAUUCCCCCGAGCAGUCCCUGGAGACUGCCAAGGCCAUCAGGCGACGGCCAAAGUCCUUGAACAUGGUGGAGCCUCCAGACAGCACUAUGUUCUGGGGAAGACAGGCAAACUUCUACAUCGGGGAUGAAGCGGAUGCGGCGGUGGGCUAUGCCACCAAGUACCCCAUCCGUCACGGAGUGGUGGAAGACUGGGACCUCAUGGAGAGGUUCUGGGAACAGUGCAUCUUCAAGUACCUCCGUGCGGAGCCCGAGGACCACUACUUCUUGCUGACAGAGCCUCCACUCAACACACCGGAGAACAGAGAGUACACGGCCGAGAUCAUGUUCGAGAGUUUCAACGUGCCCGGUCUCUAUAUCGCUGUACAGGCGGUACUGGCGCUGGCAGCAUCGUGGACCUCGAGACAGGUGGGAGAGAGAACCCUCACUGGAACUGUCAUUGACUCUGGAGACGGCGUCACUCACAUCAUCCCUGUGGCUGAGGGCUACGUGAUUGGCAGCUGCAUCAAGCACAUCCCCAUCGCCGGGCGCGACAUCACCUACUUCAUCCAGCAGCUGCUCCGAGAGAGGGAGUCUGGGAUUCCCCCCGAGCAGUCCCUGGAGACUGCCAAGGCCAUCAAGCCCAAGCCGAUCGAGACGCAAGUGAUCACUCACCACAUGCAGCGAUACGCUGUGUGGUUUGGAGGCUCUAUGCUGGCCUCUACUCCGGAGUUUUACGAGGUGUGUCACACAAAGAAGGACUACGACGAGCACGGACCCAGCAUCUGUCGCCACAAUCCUGUGUUCGGCACAAUGUCCUAACCUUUUACCUCCGCGCACACACAGUGUGCGUGUGUUAUUUACUCCAUACAAAAACUCUGUAACAUCAGUCUAGGCUUUUCACAGGGUAAUUUAUCGUUUUCGACUUAGAAUUCACAAUGUCAACGUUGUUUAGUGCUGUAUUAUACAUUUAUUGUUUAAAAAAACAUGCUGCGUAGUUGGCAGUGUGCAUUAGCGAGAUAUCGUGUUUUUUGAAAGUUGUGUAAAUUUAUUGACAAUACUGCUUUGUUUUAGCAUGUUUUAGAAACGUC
Molecule: messenger RNA, 1496 nt
Organism: Geodia barretti
Lineage: Eukaryota; Metazoa; Porifera; Demospongiae; Tetractinellida; Geodiidae
Source: the annotation of a GenBank genome assembly